UAGUCGGCGAUACCUUUUGCUCCAACUGCAAGUUGUCCGCGCCGAGAUUUUUGAAGGAACGAGGAGGGAAAUCAAGAUGAUAACGUGCUUCAAUGUUGGCUCGCAGGAUUCUUCUACUUUUAAGCCAGCUGUUUCGGUUACGCAUUUUUGAAGCUUCAGGAUCUUACCGAGAAGCAACCCGUCAUGGUCUUCAUCAAAGGCACAACUCAGGAACCCGAGGUGGAUUUUCAAAGCAAAUGAUAGCUUUCUUAAACGAUCGUCACAUCAAGUAUAGUUACUUCAAUACUCUUUCCGAUGACGAAGUAAAGCAAGGUCCGAAGACUCACGUCAACUGGCCCACCUAUCCAAUUCUGUUUUACAACGGCGAGUUGCUCGGCGGUCUGAACAUUGUCAAAAGAGAUGGUAAGAAAAAAAAAGAUGAUAGUAUGAUCAUUUCGGAGCAUGCAUUGGCUAAAAGAGUGUCCAUGUAGAUCGAAACGGGCGAAUUCGAUGAGGUGUUAACAGCGUAAACCGGGUUUUCCGACGGUUAUCUAUAUCUUUUUCUAUUUAUCCCUUAUGAUGAACUAUACUUCCAGCCAAAAAUCGUGUCGCAGCUUCAAUCAGCAUCGAUAUGCCCCUGGCCAUUUCAAAAACCGAUGUUGCUGUCAUUGUCCAUAUUUUAGAAACCACAUCGUUUUGCUUAGAAGUCAUGUCAUGAUGUUUUGGCACAAAACAAAUAUAAACAUUGAACAAAAAUUCAU
Messenger RNA from Radiomyces spectabilis, 740 nucleotides. RefSeq lists its product as uncharacterized. Lineage: Eukaryota; Fungi; Mucoromycota; Mucoromycetes; Mucorales; Radiomycetaceae. The record is from RefSeq and is a predicted model, not a curated record. Bases 93 to 470 code for a protein of 125 amino acids. The transcript has a single exon.